GACCGUCUGUGCAGGACAAUUCGUGGAAAAACCUCGUGCGCUCCGCUAUACAACCGCUGUCGUGUACUCUUUGCGGCCGUCGUCGUCGUCGCCAUAUAAUUUUCGUCCGUCGUGCCAUAUCCGAUAGUCGUCGUCGUCGUAUAAUUCCGAUCGAGUCGAACAUAAAAUUAUCAUCAGCAAUGUCAAGAUUAGUUGCAGUCAUAUUAGCGGUGGCGUUCGUGUCCUCGUCGGUAGCGGCUGAACUUCCCGAAGCCCGCAAGAUCGAUACAGGUCUCGGAGACUUCAGAGUGGUGUUCAAGGUGUUUCAGGACUGUUCAAAGGCUCAGUUUGGACCUUGUAUCAAGCACAAGUUGUUGACGGCCCUCGACCGGAUCAACGAACAACCGGAAAUGGAAUUGUUCGAUGGCGUCCGAUUGGUCAAAGAUCCGGCUGUUGCUCUAAACGACGUCGACCAUGACAUGUCCUCGGCCAGGUCCGCCGGUGACGACGAAACGACCGGACUAGACACGCUGGUUGUUGACAGAGUGAUGAACUUUUUCAAGAGUCGCAGUCUUCAAUUCAAACUUCUAGACAAUGAACCCAGAGAAUUGGCCGAUGGUCGCAAAAAGAGCAACAAGUACAACUCGAUGCUCAUGUACCCGUUCAUGAUGGGCGGCAUGACCAUACCGCUGGCGUUCGGCGUGCUCGCCCUGUUGGCCGGCAAAGCGCUGAUCAUCGCCAAGCUGGCACUGGCCCUGUCCGCCAUCGUUGGUCUGAAAAAGCUGUUCAGCGACCAGGGGGGCAGCAGCCACGAGCACGUCACGUACGCCGGCAGCGGUGGCCAUUACCGCAGGAGCCUGCCCGGCGAACCGGUGGCCGCGUCCAACAUGGCGUACAGCUCGUACAUGCCCGUCUACGAGGAGCCCAUCCGGAGCACCACGUCGAACGCGAUCCCUCUGCGAUGAUCGACCACUGGAAAACGCGAUCCACGGGCCGCCGACUAAGUGAUGACAAUAUGAUGAUGAAACGUAUAUUAUACUUACAUCGUCAUGUUGCAAUAUUGAGAAGUCGAUGGCCGUUAUUUAUUGACGGAUGGUAUACUGCACCUAUCGUGGUGGUAUAACAUUUUCAUAUUAUAUUAUUAACUAGCAUUAUUAUCACAAUUAUUAAUAUUGUUAUUGUAUUAUUUAUUUUGAAUCGAAUAAAUUUGAUUUGCCUCUAUUACGACUGCA
Myzus persicae (green peach aphid) is the source of this 1211-nucleotide messenger RNA. RefSeq lists its product as uncharacterized. The transcript has 3 exons. Lineage: Eukaryota; Metazoa; Arthropoda; Insecta; Hemiptera; Aphididae. Bases 180 to 944 code for a protein of 254 amino acids. The record is from RefSeq and is a predicted model, not a curated record.